AUGGAUAGACAAAAAGAAGAAGAAACGGGAGAUGGGGAGAGAAGUAUAGAGUCGAGCAUUGGUAAGUUUAUUCCGCUUGAUCUGAUUCCUGAUAUUCUCUUGAAACUGCCAGCUAAAUCUGCUGUGAGGUUCCGUUGCUUCUCGAAGCUAUGGUCGUCCAUCACCACUCCUCCAGAUUUCAUCAGGUCGUUCGCAAUUCAGUCUUCGACUCGGCUGCGUCUUAUGGUCUGCGUCAAGACAAGUUACACGCGUUUAUUUAUCACACUGCCCCAACAUGUGCAUCCGGACACAUCUUACUCACCUGUCGUCGACCGCUAUGAGAUAAAGUCCCCUCCACUCGAUUACUACCAUAGUCCGUUUUCCGAACCUGUCCAGAGCUUGGUGUGUUACGGGGAUGAUCACAACAUCGUAGUUUGGAAUCCUUCCAUGAGACAAAACGUUACCUUACCCGAACCCGGGCCCAGAGUCAAGUAUAUAAGUAGCUGUUUAGGAUACGAUCCGGUGGAGGGUAAGUAUAAAGUAUUGUGCAUCUCAGGCUACAAAUGCAACUAUCCUCUUGUUUUUACAUUGGGACCUCAAGAAUCAUGGAGAUUGACUAAUAAUUGUCCUUUACAUCAACCUACAAACUCCGAGGGAAGAAUAGGUGUAUGCGUCAACGGGCAUGUGUACUAUGAAGCGAAGAUACUUUUGGAUGAUGAUCCUUUGGAAUAUGAACAUCUCCUUAUGAGCUUCCAUGUGAGGUACGAAACGUUCAACACGAUCAAAAAGCCAGCUGAUCCUACACUUGACAGACUUUUGCUCAACUACCAAGGAAAAUUAGCAUGGGUUUGCUACAGCGUCUCUUCUUUAAGAUUUUGA
Messenger RNA from Arabis nemorensis, 858 nucleotides. The record is from the annotation of a GenBank genome assembly. Lineage: Eukaryota; Viridiplantae; Streptophyta; Magnoliopsida; Brassicales; Brassicaceae.